This is a messenger RNA of Carassius auratus (goldfish), 1852 nucleotides long. RefSeq names its product arrestin domain-containing protein 4-like. The transcript has 9 exons. Gene Ontology annotation, biological process: protein transport. Gene Ontology annotation, cellular component: plasma membrane; cytoplasm. Lineage: Eukaryota; Metazoa; Chordata; Actinopteri; Cypriniformes; Cyprinidae. The record is from RefSeq and is a predicted model, not a curated record. The coding region runs from base 107 to 1234 and encodes 375 amino acids. Gene Ontology annotation, molecular function: ubiquitin-like ligase-substrate adaptor activity.
UGCUGCAUAUAAAUAAACACUGGGCGUGGCUUGCAAACAACCUUAGUCACAUAUUGCAUGGAGGGCGUGUCCAUCUGCAUAGAGAGAAAUCUCUACAGAAACCGAGAUGACACAUGUUGAAGUAAAAUCACUGGAUGUGAUUCUUGACAACGAGCAGAGAGAUGGUUACUGCUCUGGUGAAGUAGUUUCUGGACAUAUUUCUCUCAAACUCUCGGAGACCACAACAGUCAAAACCAUAAAAAUAUUACUGAAGGGAAAUACUCAGGUGAGUUGGGUGCAUAAACGAUCCCGCUUUUCCGAAGAGAGGAAAUGUCUCCUUUUAUCCAAGACACUUGUUGCAACAACAGAUACCCGUGACCUCAUCUUUGAUAGUGGCACAUAUGAGAUCCCUUUUGAUCUGCAACUACCUCAAAGGUCUUUGGUUUCCUCUUUCUCUGGGAAAAAUGGCUGCGUUUACUACAUGAUGCAGGCAGUUUUAAAAAGGCCUUUUCAUGAGAGUCAGUGUGUUAACAGAGAACUCCGCAUCGUCUGUCAUAUCGAUGUCAGUGUGCCAACAUUAAUUUCUCCAGUGUCACAAACCUGUAAGAAGAUGAUUGGCUGUUGGAUCUUUACUUCUGGUCCCAUCUCACUGACUGCCAGCAUAGAAAGACAAGGUUAUUGCAAUGGAGAAUCAAUCCCAAUCUAUGCUCUGAUUGAGAACCGCUCAUGUUGUCUAGUUGUGCCAAAAGCGGUGAUCUACCAGAUACAGACUUAUACAGCCAAGGGUAAAACAAAAAGCAUCAAACAGUUGGUUGCCAGUGCUAGAGGAAAUCCAGUGGCAUCUGACACUACCAGCAGGUGGAAUGGAAACCCAUUAAAGAUUCCCCCAGUUUCUCCCUCCAUUCUUAAUUCAGACAUCCUGAGACUGGAAUACUUACUUGCAGUUAUUGUUCAGAUACCAGGUGCCAAAAAUCUAGAAGUGCAACUUCCAGUGGUGAUUGGUACCAGUGGUCAUGGCAUGAGCAGUCAUUCUUUUGUGAACAUGAGCUUGCUAUACCCCACAUUUACCCUUCCAGACAUACCUGAAGCCCCUCCCAGCUAUGCAGAGGUUGUGUCAGAAGAACAAUUUGAGGAGCACAGAUCUUCAACCUCCCAGUCACAACCAGACUGGCUGCUAGAUGGCUCAGCAUUCGCUUGCAUUCAGCAGUUCCUCCUCCAGCCUCCUCCUCCUUAUUCAGAGAUUUGUGGACAGUGAACAGUAAGCUUAUAACCAAGGUUAUUUUUGUGGAGGAGACGAAAUAACCACCUUGUGCCUUAAUAACAUGAUUUAUUUUUAUUUUGGAUUGCAGCUGAAAUGUUUGUUUUGGUCAUGAGCUUGUCAAAGUUAUGAAAGCGGUAGUCAAACACAUCCAGACUAUGCAUGUUUUGUCCACUUUGCAAUUUGGGUUUGUUUUUUUUUUUUCUGUAAUUUCCUGUCUGUUCUUGUGAUAUCAACUAUUUAAAGCAAUCCAUAAACUGCACAUAAAAACAAAACUCUAAUUCACACCCAACAGCUUAACUGGAUGAUUUCUGGCACUGUGGACGAGACUUGUAAAGUCUGUCUUUGUCCCGAUUUUCCGCUGAUUUCUGUUCAGUUUUUAAAAGUCUUGUAGUGUAUUCCAGCCUUAAGUGAUCCUACUGUGAUGGCUUAAAGAAAAUUGUUAAUUCUUGGAAUUUGUUCAUAAUGUCUAAUUACUGUGGUUGUUUAUUUAUCACUGAUGCACUAAACUCUUUAUAUUGUAAGGGGUUGCUUUGGGUCCAGGUUGAGAUAUCACAACUAUAUAUUCUCAUAAAAAAAAUAAAACCGUCACUGGGACGUUACCCUUCAAAGGUA